Messenger RNA from Astrephomene gubernaculifera, 6954 nucleotides. The record is from the annotation of a GenBank genome assembly. Lineage: Eukaryota; Viridiplantae; Chlorophyta; Chlorophyceae; Chlamydomonadales; Astrephomenaceae.
UUUUUCCCAUUACGGCACCUUCGCUGGCUUCACUCACGAGGGCGCGUUGGACAGCGAAAAUGGUCAUUGACGCAGUUAACUACUGGGUGUCAAACGGUCAUAAUGCACAUGUGCACGCCGCUCCUGACUUGCGGACGUGACCAAUGGGUCUUGCCAAACAACAUUUAAGCGAGCUUAUGUCGGAAUCGGUUUGUAGCCAUGACGGGCGGUGGGCAGGGCGAAAGGAGGAUACUUGUCUCUCGUCAGCUAGCGGCAGACGAAAGCAAGGCAAGACUGUUGGAGCCCAGGUGCACAGGAAGAUGCUAACAAUUAUACUCCUUACCAUCAUUCUUGGUGUAACGGAGGGGCAGCGACAAGCGCGACCAAACGUCGUUGUCAUCGUGACGGACGACCAGGACUACCUGCUCAACUCCACCCACCCUCGCUACAUGCCGUUGCUGUCGCACCACCUGGCCUCCUCGGGGUUGCAGCUGCGUAACUUCCUGACCUCCACCGCCGCCUGCUGCCCCUCGCGAACCAUCCUCAUGACCGGCCGAUACACGCACAACAACAACGUGACCAGCAACAUAGAACCCGAUGGCAGUUUCUGGAGGUUCAUCGGCCAGCACCUGGACACCAGCUACCUGCCCGUGUGGCUGCAGCGGACGGGCUAUCGUACAAUGCAUGUGGGCAAGUUCCUGAACGCAAUGGACCCCGCCGACGAACGGUUCAGGUGCCCCCGGGGUUGGGACGUGUGGGACGCCCUGGUGGAGCCGUACGUCUACAUCUACAACAACCCCGCGUUCAGCAGAGACUGUGGACCCACGCAGGUCCUCAAGAACAAGUACAGCACUGACGUCAUCGCGGGCAAGGCCGUACAGUACAUCCGGGAAGCCGUACUUGGAACAAACAGUACGACAAAUGCGACAAGUACGGCGACCACCACCACAACAGCGCGGAAGCCUUUCUACCUUCAAGUCACGCCCAUCGCGCCUCACACGCAAUGCGACUACCUAAAUAACAAGGGCGGCUGCACGUUUCCCGUUCCCGCGGCUCGACACAAGAGCCUUUUCGCGGACGCACUGCUCCCCAUGAAUCCCAACUUUGACGAACCACCACCUCCCGAACUCGGGCUUCAAGAUGAGAUUUCCACUCCUGCUGGCGUGCAAAAGCACUACCUGGCUCGGAUUCGAGCGUUAAAAGCGGUUGACGAGAUGCUCGGGAAGAUCAUGGAUACGUUGACUGAGUUGGGCUUGUUGGAAGAUACGUACGUGAUAUACACCAGCGACAACGGUUUUCAGUUGGGGAACCACGCACAGGCCCAAGGCAAGCAGUUCCACUGGGAGGAGGUGGUGCGGGUGCCGUUCUACAUUCGAGGUCCGGGCAUCCCCGCCGGCUACGUCAGUGACUGGCAGGGCAACAUGGUGGACGUGGCUGCCACCGUGAUGGCUCUGGCGGGGGCGCAGGUACCUGCGAUCGCCGAUGGCACCCCCAUUCCUUUCCAUGACCUGCUCCCCAAUUUUGUCUACCCCUACGGCGGCAGCAGCAAUGGUACAGCCAACAGCAGUAGCACCAGCAGCAGCAACAACAGCAAUAGCACCGGAGCUUCACCACCUUCCUCGUCUCGGCCGCUACCCCAAUCUCCACCAUCACCACCAUCACCGUCACCCUCCGCAACACAACCCUCCGUAACCGAGGCGCCGGAGGUAGUGGGUGACUGGGGAGCACUGCCGCCGGCGUCGCUGUUGGGGGGUGAGGAGAGGAUGACGGGUCAGCCGCCGGUGGCACUGCUACCAGAGGAGAGCAUGGGCUUGGCUGGUGGUGGUGGAACGGCAACGGCCGUGGACUUGACAGCGGCGAAGGAAGCUGAUGAGGUGGUGGAGGCAGCAGCAGCGGAUGUAAUAAUGCUACCACAGCAGCAGCAAACAGCUGCACCAUCUACAAGUGCGGCAGCAGCAGCAGCAGCUGGGCGAAUGCUGCUUUGGAGGAGCUGGUUUGGUCAAGCUCGCAGCAGCAAGCCCUCUUCCGACCACCAACCCCACCGCCCUUCCAGCAGCACAAGCCUGCGCCAACGUCAUCUCAUCACCACGCCACAAGCUGCUGCGGCCGCCGCCGCUAGCGACACGACCUCGUCAUCAUCAUCAUCAUCUAAUUCCUCUUCCUCGUCGUCCUCCUCCUCUUCUAAUUCCUCCUCCUCCACUCUCUCAUCCUAUUAUGCCGCCGUGUCUUCCUCCUCAUCGCCCGCAGCGGGUUACAGCCGUGGCCUCAGGGAGAUGAUGCCCAUUGAGAUGUGGGGCCACGCCUGGGACAAGCGCAUCACGCUCAAGGACUAUCGGGCGGUGCGCAUCUGCACCGGCCACCUGGCGUUCGGGGACGUGGGGGAGUACCGGGGAGCCCUCAUCAAUGGCACGCUGGGUUGGGGCGAUACGUUCUACGGCAGUACGACACGCGCGCUUGCAGGACCGGGUUUAUACGGCGGAAUCAACAUGUACAACUACACACCUCCGCCGGAGGAUGGAAGCAGCGGCGGUACGAACGACGAUUACUCAUUACCUGCCGUACGACACCGUUUAUACGAGGAAGAACAGGAUCUGGAUCUGGGACUUGGUCCUGGAUUUGAUUUGGGUCAUCGAAGCAUGGCGGCUAGGACGAUAGAAGCGCAGUUGGAGGAUCAUGUGGCUCGAAUGGCGGAAGCCGUUAGGAGGAGGUUGUCGGUGCGAAGAGACCUGGAGGGCGAAGGCGGCAGUGGCAGCAGCAGCAGCAGUGAUUCAGCAGCAGCAACAGCAGGCGCUUACGCUGCGACUACAACGGUCCCUGAAAGAACAGCAGCAGCUGCAGGUGCAACAAGGUCAUCGACAGCGCUGCAGACAUCAUACACUUUGCAGCUUUCCUUCGGCUAUUCAGAGCCCAUGGAUACAGACAGGUGGACCGAUCAGCUGGACUCCACGUGCGUCUACCUGGGGGCGGCUACCGGUGCCGUACAAUGCCUUCCCAUUGCUGGUGCUACUGCUGCUACAGCUACAGCUGCGUCUUCUGCUGACGCUGCGACCGGGGCUUCCUCGGAAACAUAUCUGGCUUCCGAUGGCUUGUCGAGUCGUGCAACGUUGCUGCUGGGAUCCGCGAGCCCGGGGAUUCCGACAGCUGACUUUGAGGCGGCGGUCUCCGAUGUAGUCCGAGGUAUCAACCACUUCCUCCCCUUGCCGUACCGAAACCACAAUCACAUAACCCACAUAACCGCCACACUCGGCGCCGUACGACAUCCCGACGGCAGCAGCGUCAUCGGCGGCAGCGGCAGUGGCGGCGGCGGUACGGCUACCAGUCCUGGCGGUGCCCUGUCGUACCGACGCGUACUGCAGCAGCAGCAACAACAGCAGCCGGAGGAGCCGUCGUCAGAAUCUGAUGUCGCAGAGCAGUCGCCGCCGGCACUCCCGCCGCCGACGCUGCCACCAACACCGCCGCCGCCCCCCAAGACCAAGUCACCGCGACCGCCGCCGCCGCCGCCAAAGCCGCCACGGCCUCCCAGACCGCCGCCGCCUCCACCCAAGUCACCGCCUCCGCCUCGUCCGUCGCCGCCGCCUCAGCCUUUGCCACCGCAUUCACCGCCCAACCUUCCGUCGUCACCGCCGCCGCCAUUGGCGCCGCAAACUCCCCCGCCGCCUAGUCCCCCACCGCCGUUGGUACGACAGUUGCUGUUGACGGUUGAAUACUCUACGCCGCUUGAUCCUGGCCGGUUUCCAGUGCAGCAGCGCUCUACCUGCUUUUUCCUGCGCGUCGCCACCUCGUCCGCCUCCUGUGUGACGGCCGCCUCCUCUUCCUCAUCCCCUUCCUCGUCCGGUGUCUACGCGGUUCUGUCGCCGGACGGGCUCUGGAGCUCCUUCACGUUGACUCUGACGCAGGGCACCUCCGUGAGCGCCGAGCAGUACGAACAGCUGAUUCUCCAGCUCCAAACCGACACCGCUGCUUACCUAGGGGAAGAUUACCGCACGCUGUACGGCAUCGCAAACGUCGCCUUAACCAUGCCAUCGCCGCCGCCGCCACCCUCGCCGCCGCCGUCGCCGUCCCCGCCUCCACCCACGCCGCCGGAUCCGCCCUCACCCUCACCGCCGCAACCAUCACCACCACCCUCACCGCCGUCACCUCCCUCGCCGCCGUCGCCUCCGCUACCCGUUGCCAUGCUUACGGCUUUAUUGCCCGUUGGGUUUAUCUUCCAUCCCUGGGUGCUCCCAGUGGUCCAAGCUGACUUCUCCAGCUACCAAACGGUUCUGGGCCCAACUGCCUGCAAACGGUUGGUUGCGGCGGUUGCACCGUUGGCGGUUGCAGAUUGCGAGCUGCUCUCGGUGGACAUAGGUUAUGACCCACGGGUCGAUAUUCCUCGUGUGGCCAUUUUUGGGUUGGUUGCCGUCGACGUGGAGGAAGUGCCUGCCUUGCAGGUGGCGGCUGAGAAGGUACGACAAUCUCCGUCAGAGGUUUUCGCACCCAUCAUGACCUCGAUGGGGCUUAUCGGGGUCGUCCCAGCAACAGUACCCCCGCCAUCACCGCCGUCGCCGCCGCCGUCGCCACCACCGCCGCCACCCAUGCCUCCGCGUCCGCCCUCACCGCCCCCACCGCCCCCCCGUCCGCCCUCGCCACCGCCCAUGCCGCCGCCACCCUCGCCAUCCCCACCGCCGUCACCGUCGCCGCCGCCUCCCUCCCCUCCCCCACCUCCGCCGCCGCCACCGCCACCGCCGCCAUCACCCUCUCCGCCGCCCUCGCCGCCGCCCUCGCCGCCCCCGCCCUCACCACCACCGCCGCCAUCACCAUCGCCGCCCCCGCCCUCACCGCCUCCUCCCCCGCCACCACCGUCACCGUCGCCGCCGUCUCCUCCUCCGCCGCCCUCGCCACCGCCUUUGCCGCCACCACCCUCGCCGUCACCGCCGCCGUCACCUUCGCCGCCACCGCCCUCACCGCCUCCGCCUCCGCCGCCCCCACCGCCGCCACCUCCUUUACCGCCGCCGUCGCCGUCGCCCCCGCCUCCCUCUCCUCCACCCCCGCCGCCAUCGCCCCCGCCCUCCCCACCCUCACCCGCACCACCACUACCGUCGCCCCCUCCUCACCCACCCUCGCCACCUCCACCCUCACCUUCGCCGCCGCCGUCGCCGCCGCCACCACCUCCCUCACCGCCGCCGCCACCACCGUCACCGCCUCCUCCUCCACCUUCUCCAUCGCCUCCGCCGCCGUUACCGCCUCCGCUGCCGCCCCGGCCGCCGCCACCCUCCCCUACACCACCGCCUCCAAGGCCACCCUCGCCCCGUCCUCCAUCUCCUUCGCCGCCGCCACGGCCACCCUCGCCACGGCCUCCGUCCCCUCCACCAUCACCCCGCCCGCCGUCGCCUCCGCCGCCACCCCGGCCACCAUCGCCUCCGCCGCCGUCGCCGCCUCCGCCGCCUCGGCCGCCCUCUCCACGUCCCCCAUCUCCUACGCCACCCCCUCUCCCGCCGUCACCGCAGCCCCCAUCUCCCUCACCGCCGCCUCGACCUCCGUCACCCCGACCGCCAUCUCCAUCACCGCCGCCGCUGCCGCCGUCGCCGUCGCCACCAACCCCUUCCCCACCGCCGCCGCCAUCCCCUCCACCACCACAUCCACCGGGCCCGCCGCCGCCCUUGCCGCCAAGCCCGCCGCCGCCCUUGCCGCCGAACCCGCCUCCUCCGUCCCCGCCGCCGCCACCAACGCCGCCACCAACUCAAACACAGCUGCCGCCGCCGCCACCGCUGGCACCGCAUCCGUCCGCGCCUUCGCACCCUUACUUCCCCGCACCGCCGUACCCAAUGCCCUCAACCCCCCCGCCGACAUAUCCCCCGACGUACGGCUCGCUCCCGCCCCCUCCUGGCUAUCCGUACACUUCUCAGCCCCCGCCACCGUACACCUCACAGUCACCGCCAGGGUAUUACGCCAUGCCGCCGUCGGCUGUGUACGACUCACCGCCACCCUGGUACGGCUUGCCGUCGUACACACAGCCGCCGCCGUACGGUCCGUUGCCGCCACCCCUCUACCCGCCUCCGCCGCCAGGAUACCCGGCGGCGCCGCCACAUCUGCCGCCGCAAGUGCCAUACCCGCCAUCACCGGCCCCGUCGCCUCCGCCACCACCACCCUACCCGCCGUCGCCGGCGCCGCCAACGCCCAGCCCGCCAUCUCCCUACCCGCCGUCGCCAUCGCCGCCGCCGCCGCUGCCGCCGUCACCAGACCCCCCCUCACCCCUGCCGCCAUCACCCCAGCCUCCGUCUCCGCUGCCACCGUCCCCAUCGCCGCCGUCACCCGAGCCGCCAUCGCCUUCGCCGCCGUCACCGCCACCCCCAUCACCGCCUCCAUCCCCACCCCCACCGUCACCAUCCCCACCCUCACCCCCACCGUCACCAUCCCCACCCUCACCCUCUCCGCCACCACCCUCGCCCUCACCCCCGCCGCCGCCACCGUCACCGCCGCCGCCAUCGCCGCCGCUGCCCUCACCGCCGCCUCCCAGGCCUCCUCUUGUCCUGCUCCUAGAGCUCUACUUCACAUACAACCAAAGCAUGGACGCGGCCCGUUGGCGCACUCAACAGGGCUCCACGUGCAUCUUCUUGAGGGGCGCCACCGCGGCUGCCGCCUGCUCCGCUAGCGGGGCGUACCUAUCUGAGCAGGGCGAUGCGAGCUCGUGCAGGAUUUCCCUGACGCAGAGUCUGAGUAUACCUGCGCCUGCGUUUCUACAACAGGUGCAAGCCUUCACCCAGAUGCCAGAAGCUUUCCUAGGGGAUUGGUAUCAGUGGCUGUACGGCGUAGCGACAAUACGAGCGAACUGGCCGGCGCCCCCGCCGCUGCCACCCACUUCUCCAUUCCCUCCCGACUCCCCCAGCCAGCCCCUUCCUCCCCCAUCUCCACCGUCCUCGCCUCCCUCGCCUUUCCCCCCUCCCACGCCGCCGUCCCCUCCACCCUCUCCGCCCUUGCCGCCACCGCCGCCGCCAC